AUGGCGGAAUCGGCCCACAAGAAGGUGGAGUGCAAACCGAUCGUGACGGAUGAGAAGCGAAGUCCGGUGAGUUUACUGAGAGCGUUGCAAAGUGUGGCAAAAGUUUUGAGAAUGUGGCUAUUAUGAAUCAGCAGUCUGUCGGGAAAAUCAUGAGCACUCUGCCGCAGAGAAAAUCGGGUUGCUGAAGCGAAAAGAAAUUUGAUUUUACCGGGACACAAUUCAUUUGCGGCGAUGCGAUUUUCGCUGCGACAGAGUGCUCAUUAUUUUCCCGACAAACUUAUAGCACAUAUUUUCAUAAAGUGCACGGACAUUUGUUGCACCGUGAGAAAAAAGAACCCGGGUUUGCACCGUGCAUGUCGUAUACUCUCGUGGUCAAAAAGAUGAUUAGGACAUUUGCAUGUGCGAAAAAUAGCCGAAAAAACGCGGCGCACUUUCUGGAACAACUAUUAGCACUUUCACAAAGUGCCUGGACAUCUUUUCGCUUGCGCAUAGUACAUCUUGAAUUUUUGUCGCCAACGCACUGUGGAUUUUUCUUUGCGCACCGUGCAAACCUGAAAGAAGCCGAUUGCACUGUGCAAAUUUUUGAGAAAAACCGCAGCGGCGCAGUUGAGAACAGCUUACGCCGUAGCGAUAUUUCAAAUGCACAGUGCAAAACCAAAAAAAGGUGAGUGCACGGUGCAAGAACUCGCGCAUUUUUGUGCACGGCGCGGAUCGCGACAAAUGUCCAGGCACUUUGUGAAAAUGCUAAUAUGUAGGCCCUCUUUUUAAAAAAACCUUAACCUUGAAAAACACAUACUUCCACACCUUUCCAAAAUUCUUUCAGGUCUACUUCCAACUCAAAAAUGAGUAUGGUAUGACAAUGCAACGGACCAUAACCGAAUAUGAAGACCUUUACGAGAAGAUCAAAGGCUUCCUGCCCCAUGAUUUCGACCGUCCACCAAAAAAGAAGACCUUUUUCCCAUCGCCGAAGAAGCUGGCGGAGGAUCGAAAAUUUUGGAUCCAAAAGUUGAUCAAUUUCUGUGUCAGAGAGCUGCGCGAUCGGUAUGAUUGUGUUGGUAACUUGAGAUAAUGUGAUUCUGUCUUUAGCAAAGAAGUUCAGCACUUUUUGGGACCGCUUGGAAUUGUGGAAGAUGAAGAUAACGUCGAUUUGGGACCUUCGGAGAGGAAAACGUACGUGAUUUUGAGGGUGUUGUACAUAGUACGUCUUAAUGUUUGCAUGGUUAGCAUCCAAAAUAAAUUUUGUACGCAAAAAAAUGGUAAAAAAUUAAGAAAAUAUCUUAAAUUUGCUUUCCUUCAUUUUUUCAAAAAAAAACAGAAUCGCCUGAGGCAUUCUAUGAAAAAGUGAUUCCUAUGAAUGCUAGAACAACUUUCAAAUUUAUUAAAAUAGUCUUUUUCGCUUAUGUAAGGAGGGCAAAUUAAUUUCACUUUCGAUUUCCAGCAAAAUUUGUAGCAAAAUGAGCAAAUCCCCUCUGUACUUCCAGAAUUGCCCCAAAUCACUUCGAAUACCUGAAAACAAUCGGCAAAGGGAGUUUCGGCCGAGUGUUCAUGGUGCGCUAUCGGAUGGACGGGAAAAUCUACGCAAUGAAGGUGCUCGGAAAGGCCCGAAUCUUGAAGAGGAACGAGGCCAAACACGUAAUGGCCGAGCGGAACGUCUUGAAGUCGAACAUUAAUCAUCCGUUCCUGGUGUAUCUGCACUACAGCUUCCAGACCAAGGACAAAUUAUACUUUGUGUUGGACUUUUUGAACGGCGGAGAGCUCUUCUUUCAUCUGCAAAAGGACCGGCAUUUCAGCGAGAAUCGUGCGCGAUUCUAUGCGGCCGAAAUUGCGAGUGCCUUGGGGUAUUUGCACGAGCGGCAGAUUAUUUAUCGGUGAGCUUCUAUCCGACUUAGUAUAAAAAUCGUUCUUUUCAGAGAUUUAAAGCCAGAAAACUUGAUCCUCGACAGAUACGGUCAUGUUGUCAUCACCGAUUUUGGACUUUGCAAAGAAGGCAUCAAGCUGAAUGAUCUGACACAAACCUUUUGUGGAACUCCGGAGUAUUUGGCGCCAGAAAUCAUUCAAAAGAAACCUUAUGGACUCACGGUUGAUUGGUGGUGUCUGGGCGCAGUUUUGUACGAGUUUAUGUUUUCACUGGUAAGGAAAUUUACAAUCAAAUUUUCGGUCGAAUUUGACGUCAAGAAGAAUUUUUGCAAAGUCUUAGAACUCUGAGGUUCUUUAAGUCAUCAAAAUCCCAAAAUUUACACUAUGAAUCAUGAAUUUUUUAGCCUCCAUUCUACUCCAAAGACCACAAAGAGAUGUACGAAAAGAUCCUCUACAAGCCCCUGUCAGUCCCAGCGACGGCAUCAGCCACGACGAAACAAGUUCUCAACGAUUUCCUCAAAAAAGAUCGCUCGGAACGACUGGGUGCCAAGAAUGACCUGGAGGAAAUCAAGGAACAUCCAUUCUUUGCCACAAUUGAUUGGGAAAAGUUGUUGAAGCGAGAGUUGAAACCUCCAUUCGUGCCGAAAGUGAAAAACGAAACGGACACGGGUUAUAUUGCGUCCGAAUUCACGGAUGUGCAGCCUAAUCCGGGUAUGUUGAGAUAAUUUUUUUCGCUUUUUUUGGCUAGCCAGAACCACCCUUCGCUAGCCCACCCUCACAACGAUUCAUGACUAGUUGAGACUUUUUUGUGGAUGUACUAGCAAAGUGCGGUUUUGACAAGCCAAAAAGCGAAAAAAUGAUUUUACUACCCUAUCGAUAUGGGAGUAAAAUCAUUUUUUAGCUUCGGCCAUCCCACUUCACCCUAAAACUCCCAAUUUCAGCCUCCCUCGCUCCCAACACAAUGAUCAGAGGGCAGGACACCGAGUUCAUCGACUUCACCUACCAACCCAAUCGUCUGCACAUGGACGGACCCACAAGCUGA
This is a messenger RNA of Bursaphelenchus xylophilus (pine wood nematode), 2899 nucleotides long. NCBI's taxonomy places the organism in Eukaryota, Metazoa, Nematoda, Chromadorea, Rhabditida, Aphelenchoididae. The record is from the annotation of a GenBank genome assembly.